Molecule: messenger RNA, 711 nt
Organism: Fusarium poae
Lineage: Eukaryota; Fungi; Ascomycota; Sordariomycetes; Hypocreales; Nectriaceae
Exons: 2
Coding region: 1-711 (236 amino acids)
Source: RefSeq, a predicted model, not a curated record
AUGACUUUUGAUAGCGUCAAAUCCGAUACCAACGGUGCCCAUUCAGCGCCUGAUGUACUGACGCUUGUUUCUUCCACCCGUCUAACGCCAAAUCUCAGCGUUCAUAUCUUCACUGUCCAAGCCAAUCAUGACUUCAAUCAGAGCUUCCGUCCUGGUCAACACUUGACCAUUCAAUUACCCCCAGAUCUUGAUCCCGUGUCUGGACCUCAAAAUCUAUCAGAAGAGGAUAGACGUCUUUCCCUCACUCCGUACCAUGUUGGAUAUGCAGAUAAUGGAGUGAUUGAGACCAUCUCGUUUAUGGCUAGAAAUGGGCGUGUCACGGGUCUGCUGGGACUACCACGUCCACACUCUCCAUUGGUUGCAACAAUUGUUCAAGCUGCGGGUGGAUUCCCACGAGCCAUCCUUGACAGGUCCGAUAGACUGGUCUGUAUUGCUGGAGGAACUGGCAUCGCCCCGUUUAUUGCUAUGGCGAUGGCAAGGAACCAGAGUAGCAACCCCGAGGGCGGAGAGAGGAAGCCAGUUCUGAUGUGUAGCAUUCGCGGCAAUGACUUUGGCGCCAUCGAAUAUUUGUUGACCCAUCAACUGCUUCACCCAAAAGAUUGGAUGGAUUUUGUCUUCGGAGAAUGGAGCUACGAGAUCUUGAACCUGUUAUCGACAGCACGAAUGACCCCGUAUUAUUCUGCGGAAGCAAACAACUGGAAUGGCAAGUAA